This is a messenger RNA of Melopsittacus undulatus (budgerigar), 3567 nucleotides long. RefSeq names its product TBC1 domain family member 8B (gene TBC1D8B). The record is from RefSeq and is a predicted model, not a curated record. Gene Ontology annotation, molecular function: calcium ion binding. The transcript is spliced from 21 exons. The coding region runs from base 23 to 3403 and encodes 1126 amino acids. NCBI's taxonomy places the organism in Eukaryota, Metazoa, Chordata, Aves, Psittaciformes, Psittaculidae.
GGGGAGUGAAGCGGCCGCCGCGAUGUGGCUGAAGCCUGAGGAGGUGCUGCUGAAAAAUGCCCUCAAGCUGUGGGUGCAGGAGCGCUCCAACCAAUACUUCGUGCUGCAGAGGCGGCGGGGCUACGGCGAGGAGGGCGGAGGAGGGCUGGCAGGUCUGCUUGUGGGAACAUUAGAUGCAGUGUUGGAUUCUACAUCGAAAGUCGCCCCGUUUCGCAUUUUGCAUCAGACACCAGACUCCCAAGUUUACUGGUCCAUUGCAUGUGGAUCUAGCAGAGAAGAAAUAACAGAACACUGGGACUGGUUAGAACAGAAUGUUAUGAAGACUUUAUCAGUAUUUGAUUCAAAUGAAGAUAUUACGAGCUUUGUCCAGGGAAAGAUAAGAGGUUUGAUUGCUGAAGAGGGAAAAGGUUCUUUUGUAAAAGAAGAAGAUCCUGAGAAGUUUCGUGAAGGUCUUAUGAAGUUUGAAAGGUGUUUUGGAUUACCAGAGCAGGAGAAGUUGGUGACCUAUUACUCAUGCAGUUACUGGAAGGGCAGAGUGCCCUGUCAAGGAUGGCUUUAUCUUAGUACCAACUUCCUUAGUUUUUACUCUUUUUUGCUGGGAGCAGAAGUGAAACUUAUUAUCUCCUGGGAUGAAAUAUCAAAACUUGAGAAGACUUCGAAUGUCAUUCUGACAGAGAGCAUUCAUGUGUGCUCCCGUGGGGAAGAUCAUUAUUUUUCCAUGUUUUUACACAUCAGUGAAACAUUCCUUCUUAUGGAGCAGCUGGCAAACUAUGCUGUAAGGAGACUGUUUGACAAGGAGACAUUUGAAAAUGACCUAGUCCUUCAUGACCCCCUGCAGAUCACCAAGAGAGGCCUAGAGAGCCGUGCCCACAGUGAGCAUUUUAGUGCAUUCUUUAGGCUACCCAAAGAAGAGACCUUGAAGGAAGUCCACGAGUGCUUCUUAUGGGUUCCUUUCAGUCACUACAGCACCCAUGGGAAAAUGUGCAUUUCAGAAAACUACAUCUGCUUUGCUAGCCAGGAUGGCAGCCUGUGCAGUGUAAUCAUUCCACUAAGAGAGGUCACAGGGGUGGAUACGGCAGAUCCAGCCAACAGAGGAGUCAGCAUUAGUACCAAAGGAAAAACAGCUUUUCGUUUCACGGAGGUUAGAGAUUUUGAGCAGCUUGUGGGAAAGCUCAGAAUGAAAUGCAAUGCAACUUCAAGUCCACAACACGUCAUAAAUACAGAGGUUGCGCCCAGUUCUGCCUCUGAAAGCCCCAGGGAGUUGGAUGUGGGACCAUCAAAGAUGAGUCAGAAAGAUAACAGCCAAACUGUCAGUACAGAAGCCCUAAUGACUGUCUACCAUCCUCAGGAUGCUGAGAAUCUAGACUCUAAAAUGUUGAAAGAAAAGAUGAAAGAACAGUCCUGGAACAUCCUCUUUGUCGAACGGGGACAUGGUGUCAGUAUGUUUCGAACUAAGAAGACUCGAGACCUUGUUGUGAGGGGGAUCCCAGAGGCAUUAAGAGGAGAACUCUGGCUACUCUUCUCAGGUGCUGUAAAUGAUAUGGCAUCCAACCCUGGAUAUUACACUGAGUUGGUGGGAAAGUCCUUAGGAACAUGUACUUUAGCUACUGAUGAAAUUGAACGAGAUUUACGUCGCUCCUUACCUGAGCAUCCUGCUUUUCAAAGUGACACGGGGAUUUCUGCUCUCAGGAGAGUUCUUACAGCUUAUGCGUACAGGAAUCCCCAGAUUGGAUAUUGUCAGGCAAUGAAUAUUUUGACAUCAGUACUUCUGCUGUAUGCGAAAGAGGAAGAAGCAUUCUGGCUUUUGGUUGCCGUGUGUGAAAGGAUGCUACCUGAUUAUUUCAAUCGUCGAAUCAUUGGUGCCUUGGUAGAUCAGGCAGUGUUUGAGGAGCUCAUCAGGGUUCAUCUGCCUCAGUUGACAGACCACAUGACGGACAUGACUUUUUUCUCCUCGGUCUCUCUCUCCUGGUUCCUUACCCUUUUUAUCAGCGUGCUGCCUAUUGAAAGUGCAGUCAAUGUGGUGGACUGUUUCUUCUAUGAUGGAAUAAAAGCAAUCUUGCAGCUGGGACUUGCAGUGCUGGAAUACAACAUGGAGAAGCUGCUGAUGUGUAAGGAUGAUGCAGAAGCAGUCACUGUUCUCAACAGAUUCUUUGACAGUGUCACUAACAAAGACAGUCCUUUGCCUCCAGCUGUGCAGCAGGGCUCCAACCUCAGCGAUACAAAGAGCGACCAUCCAAAAGUGGACAUUACUGAUUUGAUCCGAGAGUCAAAUGAAAGAUAUGGCGAUAUUCGGUAUGAAGAUGUUGAAAGCAUGCGUUGCAGGAACAGGCUUUAUGUGAUCCAGGCGUUAGAAGCGACAACCAAGCAGAAUGUGCUGCGUGUUGUGUCCCAGGAUGUAAAAUUCAGUCCCAGUGAUCUUGAAGAGCUUUAUGAGUUAUUCAAGAGGGAGCACUUUCUUUCGUGUUACUGGAAUGUAAAUAGUCCUGUCUUGCGACAUCAUGAUGCCAGUCUACCAUAUCUGGAGCAAUAUCGGAUUGAUUGCCAACAAUUCAGGGUUCUCUGUCAUCUCCUGAGCCCCUGGUCACACUGUGCAAACAGAGACUCACUUGCAUUGUGGACAUUCAGACUGAUGGAUGAGAGCUCUGAUGGCCUUAUAAACUUCAAACAAUUUGCCUGUGUUCUUGAUAUCAUGUAUAACAGAAGCUUCACUGACAAACUCAAGCUUCUUUUUAAGUUGCAUAUCCCACCAGCUUUUACUGAAGUAGAAUCCCUGAGCCCUUCCAAAGGUGGUGCUCUUUCAAAAGAAGAACUGAUGCACUUCAGCCAACUCAGUGUUUCAUCCAUUGAAGAUACUCUUGAAAGUGAUUCUUUGAAGAGCAGCCCAGAAAAAGUAGGGAAGGGCAAGGUUGAUAUUCAGGCAUAUCUGAAGCAAUGGCAAGAUGAACUUCUUAAAAAAGAAGAAAACAUUAAGGAUUUGCCAAGAAUGAAUCAGUCUCAGUUCAUCCAGUUUUCCAAAACUCUGUACAAUCUAUUCCAUGGGGAUCCUGAGGAGGAACUGUUAUAUCGGGCUAUAGCAGUGGUCACCAGCCUCCUGCUGAAAAUGGAAGAAGCUGUGAGAAGACUGCAGAGUCCCACAUCAUCGGUCAAAAGUCCAGUAGCCAUUAUGGAGGUGCCUGCUGAAAUCCCCAGAGAAGGGCAGGAGGAAAGCAGCUCUGAGCAGACUGAAGGCAGUGGAACACAGAGUUUAAGAGGGAACCAUGAAUGGUCUUUUGCCUUUGAACAGAUUCUGGCAUCCUUACUAAAUGAGCCAGCCUUUGUGAGGUUUUUUGAGAAACCUCAUGACAUAAAAGCUAAAAUAGAGAGUGCUAAAAAUUUACAGCUUAAAGCAAGAACCAGAAUGUAAUUUUCUUUACCUUUGACUGAAUUAACCACAUAAAGCACUUAUAAAUGAAGGUUGUUGCUAUGGAAAUUGUGUCUGGUGUUUACACAGGGAAUGGAGUUUGAAGAGUUAGCUUUAAAUAUCAGAUUACUGGUAUGUAAUGUAAAUAAAAAUAGUUUGAAGCACAA